Messenger RNA from Haemorhous mexicanus (house finch), 3870 nucleotides. Its product is annotated as G-protein coupled receptor 35-like. The record is from RefSeq and is a predicted model, not a curated record. The transcript has 2 exons. NCBI's taxonomy places the organism in Eukaryota, Metazoa, Chordata, Aves, Passeriformes, Fringillidae. The coding region runs from base 2147 to 3082 and encodes 311 amino acids. Gene Ontology annotation, biological process: chemokine-mediated signaling pathway; positive regulation of Rho protein signal transduction; phospholipase C-activating G protein-coupled receptor signaling pathway. Gene Ontology annotation, cellular component: membrane. Gene Ontology annotation, molecular function: chemokine receptor activity.
CAGAGCCCUCCCUGUGUCCCUCUCCGUGUGUGGAGAUGAUACCAGCACCCCUCCCAUCCUGCCAGGGGCUCUGCCCCACUCCGACAUUCCAGCAGCUGCAGCCAGCAGGGCACAGGGAUGCGGAGGAGAUGGAGAUUUUCUAGCAGGGAAAGGAGGCAGGAGCCCAUCAAUCUGACAGCAGGCCAUACCAGUGGUUCUUUACUUGCAGGAAUAUUUUGUCCCACUGGCUACUUCCAUUAAGAAAAUCGCUUUUCCAGGCACAAUGUGGUGGAUGCUGGUGUCAGUGCAAGAUUCUCUGGGGACAGGCACCAGUGCUCUGCAGUGCUGCCAGGCCUGGAAAACCCUGCCCGAGAGCUGCCAGCAGGGACACAGCACAAGUGUCACCUCCUCUGCGCCACACGGGGACAGCACUCGCAGGACUGAGACAGGCCGGGAGCUGCAGAGGCUGGGGAAAUCCCAAGUGAGCGUCAGUGGUCCAUGGCAGGGGUGAUAAAACCUGUGACUGCGUGGAAGGAGGGGACCGUGAGCAGCGGCAGAUGAUGGUGGCUGACGGGGAGACAAGGUGCAGAGAAGGAUGGGGAUCCUGAUGCUGCCGUGGCCAGGAAUCAGGCACAGACCCAAGAGCCUCAGCAGGAGCCAUGUGAGUUCUCUGCAGACAGCACCUUCUCCUAGCUUUGCCUGCUGGUAGCUAGUGUUGAGUUUGCUUUGACACAUGCUGGUGAACCUGCUGCUCACAGCCAGGUGCUUUGUGCCUAGUGACAUGGCUUCUCCCUGUCCUGAGACCUCACUGGGCUGAUGAGACCCUCAUCUGGCAACCACAGCACCAAGCUGUGGAUGGGAAGCAUCACACUGGACAGGUUCUAUGAGCUGAGCCCCUCCAGGCAUGACUUUGACUGCUCAUGGUUUAUACCACUAGUGAUUUCCUGGAAACACACAAGAGGAGGCUGUGAACAACACUUGAGGAGGAUGCCAAGUUUUCUAUACAGUGAUGAAACUAUCACAGUCCAGAAGCUGGAUGACUUUGAAAACUUAAGUGCCAACAAGGACUUUGGGGAUCAAUGAGCUGGGCACACCAAUAUGUCAGUAACUACUUGUAAGCAUCCACCAAGAAAGGCAAAAGCAGUCCCUGGAAAUUUAGAAGUUUGUAUUAUAUUGUGACUGUACACUGGCAUGGAAUUAUUUUUAAGGGCUGUGAUGCAAUGUGCAAACAGACAAUGCAGAAAUACUCCAGAAGCUGCUCUAAUGUGACCUUAGAGCAAAGUGGAAAGGGGAAAUACGUUUGCCCAAGACAGCAAUUCAAAGUGCUAAUAUCAGCACCUUUAAGCUCAUUGAUCAACUUGUCUGAGCUUUUCUGGUAAAUAGGCUGUCGUGGGGAGCCCUGGGACACAGGCACCUGCAACCACUGAGCAGUCACAGAGCCAGCAGGUCACAGGGUCACAGUGCCACAUUUUCUCAGAAUUGCUGGCUGAGAAGAGCUAUGGAAGACAAGAGAACUACUAUGAUUCAGAGUGAAGCAUGUUAUAAUAAUCACAAAACUGCCUGCAAACCGCUGCCCUCACCUCUCCAACAGCUGCAGGGCUGUUGGGGCUGUGCUGUCCCAGGGCUCAGCCAGUGUGACAACAGAAGCCACUCCUGCUCCAAUCCCAGCAGAGGUGGCACUCUGGAAGGCAGAGAGAAGACCUCAGGACAUUCUAGGGCAACGGGUCCCCUCCAAGCACAGUCUGUUGGGCGAGGAGAGUCAACAGGCAUUGCCCAGUGAGACAUCAGGCAACGGAAGGUAAAGCAAAGGAAAAAGCCAAAGCUAUUCUACCUCCAGAGGAACUGCUGCAGGGAUGCAGGGCAGACAAGCCUUUCACCUCCCUGCAGGGCUAUUGCAGGCUCCUCAGUCAGCAGGAGGUGGGACAAGCCACACCAAUGGUGAUGACAGAGGAAGCUCUGCCCUUUGUUCAGGAGGAGUGCAGGUGCUUUCUCGGCCAACGUUGCUGCUCUCACAGCCACCAGAAAUUGUGAUCAGAGGACACCUCACUGGUCAUGUGCAGGAGCACCGCUCGUCCUGCCUGCACAGCACUCCACAGCUGGGCUGGAGGAACUCAUUCUCUCCAAGGACAGCAAGAGAACAGGAACUGUACAUUUUGAUACUCCCAAAAUGAACCACAGCAGCUGCAAUAUCACAGCCUAUGAAAUAUUUUCAGUUUUCCAGCUGUGUGUUUACAUCCCAGUUUUGGCUUUGGGCAUCGUGCUGAACGUGUUGGCGCUGUGGGUGUUCUGUUGCAAACUUGGCAAAUGGACAGAAACCAGAGUAUACAUGGUCAACUUGGCUGUGGCUGACUGCUUGCUGCUCUUCACCUUGCCGUUCAAAACUCUGUCCCAGUUCCAGCACCUGAAGGUGGAUGGCUGGUGCCUCGUUCUGGAAGGUGGUUAUUUCACAAACCGCUUUAUGAGCAUCGGUAUCAUCACCCUCAUUGCUGCCGACAGGUACCUUGCAAUCAAGUACCCUUUGAGAUCCAAGGCACUCAGGUCACCGCUGAAGGCAGCUUUUGCCUCUGGAUUCCUUUGGAUAGUCAUCAUCUGUGAGACUUCCCUCAUUAAAAGCUUUGAGGACCGAAGAGAGGAUGAAUUUUGCUUUGAAAAAUCUUCUGUGACACCCUCGGUGAUAACACUGUGUGCCAUUAUUACAGGGUUUUUCAUACCACUGCUCAUCUUGAGUUACUGCUCCAUACAAAUCAUUGCAGAGCUCAGGAGAAAGAAGACUGACAACUGUUGCAAUGAAAUGCUGACCAGGAAAGCUGUCUACAUUGUGUCUGCAAACGUGGCUGUGUUCAUCAUCUGUUUUUUACCUCUUUAUCUCGGGCAUCUCCUCCGCUUCAUCCUGGACUCCGUCAGCUCCGACUGCUCAGCAAUACAGAGCAUCAACAACUUCGUUCACUUCGCCUCCAUCCUCGCCAACACAAACUGCUGCCUGGAUGCCAUUUGUUACUACUUUGUCAACAAGGAAUUUAAGGAAGCAUCUUCCAAGCUAGCAAAGUCCAAAUCUGAGGUCGGUGAAGAAGCUGAAAUUCAGCUCCCACAUGUAACACAUUAACACAAAACACACACUGCACGCAUUUUAUAUUUGCCGUGUUCAACUGGGACUCACUAGCAGGGUUUCACACUUGCUUUUUAUAAGAGUGAGGUGGAGGGACAUUCUACAAAUGGGAAACAUUCAGAUACAUGGUUCAGCUCUGAAUCAGACAACCACAGCAGUCCAGGUUCUGAUCUAAUGAUCUAGAUUGCCGUUGACAAUUCUCUGCCUUGAUGCAAAUUUGCAUAAAAGGGUAGAUUUCCCCUGCCAAAAACCCCCAUCUUUCAUUUUCCCAUGAAACCCAAAAGAAGCACAGGCACUGGUAAAGGAUUGGGUUUUGUCUCUCAUCCCCACCUUGGAUCAGUGUUUGUGCAGCUGUGACAAAGAAAUAGGCUAUUCCAAAUAUCAGUGAAUUAAAAAAUCAGAGUGAAAGCGUGCGGAAAAAGAAAGAAUGGUGUUUCUGUAAGUCACAAUCUUACUGGCUUUUAGUUGCCAAUAAUGCACAAUCCCAAAACAGGCAUAUUUAGCUUGCUUUAAAGAACUUUACAGCAAUGUAACAGCUACAAAAUGAUCAUCGUUACAACACAAGGUCAGAAGAAAUUGCAGUUGCUUGUACGGGGGAAAAACUUGUGUGAGUCAAAAUGUUUGAGUCAAAUGGCAUUAAAAUUAAAGAGUUGGUGCAGGACAGUGGGAACAAGGACUCUGUAUUAGGGCUCUCUUCAGUCUUAUCAUGUAAAGGACUGUCUAAAGUGGUAGCAAAGCAGUUCCAAAGAAAUCAACCUAAAUAAAGUUGUGUCUCUAGCAUGGAA